GUUCGCUCACUGAGCUCUCCAUUGUCCUUUGCUGAAUCUGCGCGAUGUCUGACAUGGAAGAACUGACCCCCCGGGAAGCUUUCCUUUCAAGCCAAGAGAUCCUCUCGACAGUCGAAUGGGACGAUGUCCUGCUGGAUCACCAGGCCGCCUCCGAGGCCAUUGCUCUCUUCGACAAUCACAUGAGCACUCUUUUGCAAGCGAUGAUGAGCAUAAAAACAACCAAGUUAUCGCGUUUCCUGAAAGACGCGGUGCUGACGCUCUCACGGCCAAUCAAGGCGAUACAUCGCAUUAGGGAAUACAUCGCCGCUGAGCCCACGACAGCACUCGCACAACAUGUACAAGAGGACCAGGAUGUGUUCGGAGCGUUCGAAGAGAGAGUAUCGGCUACAGUCUGCGAUCUGGUACACAAGAUCGUGGAAUUCUGGGACGGACAACAGAUCUUCAGUCUGAGACUUAGUCCCGCACCAGAGAACGAACGAAACAACCAGCACUACUUACUCGUGUAUCUAAUUUUGCUGCUACUGGAUCGUUGGGUUGCACCAGAGGAGAUGGAGGCUGCAUCUUCGUAUUUUGAGUACACGAACCCAAAGUACAAGGCGUUUUCGUCGCGUGGACCAAAUGCUCCACCACUGCCAAAGAAGGAUACAGGAACUACGUUGCGUCAUCUAAAGACCAUGAUGGAUCUCUGUGCAGAGUGUCAUCUGUCAAUCGAGGACCUACUUGUCUGGAAACCUACGCCAGUAUUCUCGACAGGAGUGGAUGAGGAUGAUGACAGCUACGAUGAAGAGGCGCUCAUCGAAGAUAAUUACCCGCUUUCGGAAACAGGAAUCGCGACCUUGGUCUCGGGCAUGAUCUAUGCCAUGAUCAACUCAUCUCAACUUUCAACCAUUUUCACACUUCCGCUAACGCUCGCUCAGGACUGGGUUUUUACUACAGCAGGAGGAUUGGCAAGCGGAUUUCUAACCAACGAGGAGACCCAGCUUCCGAUGGCGGACAAAGCUCUUUUGGUUUUGCUCUAUGCUAUUGACCGAACACCUAUCGAUGGAUUCGAGAUGGAUGUGCUGGAUUAUUGCUCCAUGGAUAGUUCAAUGGAUCGGAUGGGACUUUUUCAGAUCUUCCAGGUCAUGGUUUCGUUUGCGGCGACGAGCUCUUCGGCCAGCCAUCGGUUCUUUUGUUUCCAGGGACUGGAUCGGUUGGUGCAGGCGUGUCAGGAUGAUGUGAAGAUGUAUUUGUUGGAGCAGCUGGUGUCGUCCAAGUGUCCGUACGAGUCCAUGAGAGCUGCAGCGGUCAACUUGGUUAAGGGGACAGUGGAACGGGCGUUUGUGAAGCUGGAUCAGGUCAGGGCAGACAAUAUGGAAAGGAUGCGGACGCAUGGGCCUACUAUGGAUGGUUCAAUUGGUGAAGUGAGGAGUCCGUUUACAAGUCCGCUGCUGCUAAAGACGUUUGUGCCGUCGAUCUGGAGGUUUGAGGUCAAAGCGUUUGAACAUAGUCCGCUGAAGAAUGAGGGAGCAUGGUUGGACAAGCAUGAUAUGUUUAUGCAUGCACUGAACUUCUAUUUGUUCCUGCUCAUGCGAGACUCACGGGAAGAUAACUUGACGGAGAUCUGGUCUGCAUCCAACAUUGAGGAAACGCGCAAGGAGUUCAUCGAGCCGUUGGUGGAGCGAGUUCAAGAGCUUAAGGAGGACUAUAUUCAGCGACUUGCAACAGCAGAAAUGCGGCAGGAUGGAAUUUUUGAUGAUGAUGCGAUGGAACCACCGGUGCACAGGAUCAGGUCUAAGAACGGGGUUGUCAAUUUCGACAUUGAUAUGGAGAGUGGAGACGAGGAUAGCGACGAUGAUGAAGAUGAUGAUGGCAUGCGGAGGAACGGAGGGCCGAAGGAUACGGUCGUGGAUUUGAAUCAGAAGAUGAUGAAGCUUGAGAUCAUGGACGAACUGUUGGAGCGAAUUCAGGAGCUGACGGCACCUGUGGAACAGGACGACGACGAAUAAAAGGAUACAUUCAGAGAGAGAUCUUGUACCUGGAUCUGAUCGGCAUGCUUAAAAUUCAGUAAAUUAGGGAGUACUAAAUUCAGGUGGAGCGGCAUUUUUGCCCCGGGACCUUGAAGGGAACCAGCAUGGGAGCUGUCUUAAUACCUUGCAAGUGUCCUCGUACCACAUGAAUUAUUUAUCAGUCUGGUGCAGCCAUUGAAGCUCCAACUUGCUCCUGC
Gamsiella multidivaricata is the source of this 2206-nucleotide messenger RNA. RefSeq lists its product as uncharacterized. The transcript has 6 exons. The record is from RefSeq and is a predicted model, not a curated record. NCBI's taxonomy places the organism in Eukaryota, Fungi, Mortierellomycota, Mortierellomycetes, Mortierellales, Mortierellaceae. Bases 45 to 1988 code for a protein of 647 amino acids. Gene Ontology annotation, cellular component: cytoplasm. Gene Ontology annotation, molecular function: ubiquitin-protein transferase inhibitor activity.